This is a messenger RNA of Naegleria gruberi, 1680 nucleotides long. RefSeq lists its product as uncharacterized. The record is from RefSeq and is a predicted model, not a curated record. Bases 1 to 1680 code for a protein of 559 amino acids. Lineage: Eukaryota; Heterolobosea; Eutetramitea; Acrasida; Naegleriidae. The transcript is spliced from 4 exons.
AUGGACAAUCAAGUGUUGUAUUCAGCAGAACAAAUUCAAAUUCCCAAUGAUUUAGGAGAAGUUCUUAAACAAUAUACAAAGGAUGCUAUCAGAGCCUCACCAGCUGAUUUGAUCCGAUGGAGUGCAAAUUAUUUUGCAACCAAGACUAAUAAACCACUUCCAUUCCCUAAUGUUCCUCUCACUAACACUACCCCUACUAGUACUACUGCUCAAAUACUUGUUGCUAAUUGUUCAGAUGCUACUUCAACUGCUGGUAGUGAAAAUAUAGAAAUUAAAAGUAAAUUAAAUGAUCAACAAAAUACAUAUACACAAGAUUCAUUAUUGGGAAAUGGUAUUUUAACUGGAAUUAAAAAGGAUGGAACAAUUGAUAGUAUUAUUGCUCAAUAUAAACAAUUAGAUAAUGAAUAUAUUAAAUCUAAUAAUAUUGAUAAUGGUGAUGAAAAGAAGGAAGAUAUUACAAUUGAAAAUCCAUCAGUAACAACUCCUACAACACCUACUACUACACCAACAACAACAACACCACCUAUUGAUAUUACAACACCAUCAUUACCUAGUACUGUUAAUAAUCCAAUUGAUGAAAAACCAAAAGAUAUUGAAUUGCCACCAUUGGAAGAAAAGAAAUCAUCAACUGAAUCAUCAAAACCAACAGUUGAUACUCCAACAACAACAACAAAAACAACAACAACUACUACUACAACUCCAUUACAAGAUAAACCUGGAAAGGAAGAAGAAUCAGCUGCUGAACAAAAAUUGAGAGAAGAAAUUAGUAAACUUAAGGCUAAACUUGAAGAAAUUCAAAAGAAGGAACAAGAAAAGUCAACACCAACAGCACCAAUUGAAAAACAAAAUAAGCCUAUUACAAUUGAAAAUCCAUCACCAGUAAUAACUCCUACAACAACAACAACUCAACCAAAGGCUGAAAAAUCAAUUGAAACUACUAAACCAUCUACAACUACUACUACUACACCUUCUAAACCAUCUACAACUACAACUACAACUAUUCCAUCUAAAAUUGAUAAUAAGAGUAGUACUCCAAGUAAACAGACAACAUCAUCUACUACUAGUAAAACAUCGACAACAACAACAACUCCUAAUACUACUACUAACAAAUCAACAACAACAACUACACCAACAAACAAACAAUCAUCAUCUACUACUAGUAGCAGUUCAUCAUCAACAAGUAAAUCAUCUUCCAAAUCAAAGAAUAAGUCUACAACAAGUAGUACAACAAGUAAGAAUAAGACUAAACCAUCAAGUACUUCUCCAACUACCAACAACAAACAAUCAUCAUCUGCUAUAACAAACAAUCAUACUACCACUGGUUCUACUACUACUACUUCCAAUACUAAUAAACCAAGUAGUACUACUUCUACAACAACAACUCCAAGUAACAAACAACCAAUUCAACCUAAUAAGAAUACAGUUGUACGUCCAACACUUAAAGAAGAAGAAGAAAAGAAUAAUGGAAUAUCACAAGUAUUUAUAUUUGGAUUUGGUAUAAUUCUAUUUUUAGUAAUUAUUGCAAUUUUCUUUUUAUUUAUGAGAAAGAGAAAACCAACAUUAAAAUAUGAACCAGUUUCACAAUAUGAAAAUGAUUCAAUUCAAAAUAAUGAUAAUUCCAUUGUUGAAUUAGAUGAUAAACAUAAAGUAAUUAAUGAACCUGUUGAUUUGGAAAUUUAA